Messenger RNA from Psammomys obesus (fat sand rat), 1386 nucleotides. It is a transcript of the gene Ush1g, whose product is annotated as USH1 protein network component sans. The coding region runs from base 1 to 1386 and encodes 461 amino acids. Gene Ontology annotation, molecular function: protein binding. Lineage: Eukaryota; Metazoa; Chordata; Mammalia; Rodentia; Muridae. Gene Ontology annotation, biological process: sensory perception of light stimulus; equilibrioception; sensory perception of sound. The transcript has 2 exons. The record is from RefSeq and is a predicted model, not a curated record.
AUGAAUGACCAGUAUCACCGCGCCGCCAGGGAUGGCUACUUGGAGCUCCUCAAGGAGGCCACCCGGAAGGAGCUGAAUGCCCCCGACGAGGAUGGCAUGACUCCCACCCUCUGGGCUGCCUACCAUGGCAACCUGGAGUCGCUGCGCCUCAUUGUGAGCCGCGGGGGCGACCCGGAUAAGUGUGACAUCUGGGGAAACACGCCCUUGCAUCUGGCAGCUUCCAAUGGUCACCUGCACUGCCUGUCCUUCCUCGUGUCGUUCGGGGCCAACAUCUGGUGCCUGGACAAUGACUACCACACGCCUCUGGACAUGGCUGCCAUGAAGGGCCACAUGGAGUGUGUGCGUUAUCUGGACUCCAUCGCGGCCAAGCAGAGCAGCCUCAACCCCAAGCUGGUGGGCAAGCUGAAGGACAAGGCCUUCCGCGAGGCGGAGCGGCGAAUCCGCGAGUGCGCCAAAAUGCAGCGCAAGCACCACGAGCGCAUGGAGCGGCGCUACCGGCGCGAGCUGGCCGAGCGCUCCGACACGCUCAGCUUCUCCAGCCUCACGUCCAGCACCCUGAGCCGCCGGCUGCAGCACCUGACGCUGGCCAACCAGCUGCCCUACUCGCAGGCCACGCUGCACGGCACGGCCAAGGGCAAAGCCAAGAUCCAGAAGAAGUUGGAGAGGCGCAAGCAGGGCGGCGAGGGCACCUUCAAGGUCUCCGAGGACGGACGCAAAAGCGUGCGCUCGCUCUCCGGCCUGCAGCUGGGUAGUGACGUGAUGUUCGUGCGCCAGGGCACCUACGCCAACCCCAAGGAGUGGGGCCGUGCCCCUCUCAGGGACAUGUUCCUCUCGGACGAGGACAGCGUCUCCCGUGCCACGCUGGCUGCCGAGCCUGCCCACUCGGAGGUCAGCACUGACUCAGGCCACGACUCCCUGUUUACCCGCCCCGGCCUGGGGACAAUGGUGUUUCGAAGGAACUACCUGAGCAGCGGGCUGCACGGGCUGGGCCGAGAGGACGGGGGCUUGGAUGGGGCAGGCACGCCGCGGGGUCGGCUGCAGAGUUCCCCUAGCCUGGACGACGACAGCCUGGGCAGUGCCAACAGCUUGCAGGAGCGCAGCUGCGGGGAAGAGUUGCCCUGGGACGAACUAGACCUGGGCUUGGAUGAGGACCUGGAGCCUGAGACCAGCCCCUUGGAGACCUUCCUGGCCUCGCUGCACAUGGAGGACUUUGCCUCCCUCCUGCGGCAGGAGAAGAUUGACCUGGAGGCGCUGAUGCUGUGCUCCGACCUCGACCUCCGCAGUAUCAGCGUGCCCCUGGGGCCUCGGAAGAAGAUCCUGGGGGCCGUGAGGAGGCGCAGGCAGGCGCUGGAGCGACCCCUGGCCCUGGAGGACACAGAGCUGUGA